Salvelinus sp. IW2-2015 is the source of this 2024-nucleotide messenger RNA. It is a transcript of the gene eif4a2, whose product is annotated as eukaryotic translation initiation factor 4A2. NCBI's taxonomy places the organism in Eukaryota, Metazoa, Chordata, Actinopteri, Salmoniformes, Salmonidae. Gene Ontology annotation, molecular function: RNA helicase activity; RNA binding; ATP binding. The record is from RefSeq and is a predicted model, not a curated record.
GAUUGACACUUUACAUAGCAGUGAAAAUAGUCCGGCCAUAUAAAAUCGCUUGUCCUCCUCGCUGUAGAUCUUUUCCAGUCGCAUGUUGAAGUUUGAACUGAUCAUGUCUAGCGAUUCUCCUGAUUACAACAGCUCAAGAGAUCGUGAGCAUGACGCAGGGCCAGAGGGGAUGGAGCCUGAUGGUGUCAUCGAGAGCAACUGGAAUGAGAUUACAGACAACUUUGAUGACAUGGCCCUGAAGGAGACACUCCUUAGGGGUAUUUAUGCGUAUGGUUUUGAGAAGCCAUCGGCCAUUCAACAGAGGGCAAUCAUUCCUUGUAUCAAAGGCUACGAUGUCAUUGCCCAAGCCCAGUCAGGCACUGGCAAGACUGCCACGUUUGCCAUCUCUAUUUUGCAGCAGCUGGACAUGGAGCAGAAAGAGACACAGGCUUUGGUACUAGCCCCCACCAGGGAGCUGGCUCAGCAGAUCCAGAAGGUGAUUCUGGCUCUGGGAGACUACAUGGGGGCGGCCUGCCACGCCUGCAUUGGGGGCACCAACGUCCGCAACGAGAUGCAGAAGCUGACGGCCGAGGCCCCCCACAUAGUGGUUGGGACUCCAGGCCGGGUGUUUGACAUGCUUAACAGGAGAUACCUGUCACCAAAAUGCAUCAAGAUGUUUGUCCUGGACGAAGCUGAUGAGAUGCUGAGUCGCGGUUUUAAGGAUCAGAUCUAUGAGAUCUUUCAGAAACUGAGCACAAACAUUCAACAUCAGCGUGCGCUCUGGAAAGACGGCGGCGAGUGGAAAGGCAGUUUGCCAGUUAGAGCAGCGCGUCCCCUGAAUGAUAACGUAGAGGUGGUCCUCCUCUCUGCUACCAUGCCUGCGGAUGUCCUGGAGGUGACCAAGAAGUUCAUGCGAGAGCCAAUUCGCAUCCUGGUGAAGAAGGAGGAGCUUACCCUGGAGGGUAUCAAGCAGUUCUACAUCAAUGUAGAGCGCGAGGAGUGGAAGUUGGACACGCUGUGUGACCUGUACGAGACUCUGACAAUCACUCAGGCAGUCAUCUUCCUCAACACCAGGAGGAAGGUUGACUGGCUGACAGAAAAGAUGCACGCAAGGGACUUCACCGUCUCUGCUCUUCAUGGAGACAUGGAUCAGAAGGAAAGGGAUGUGAUCAUGAGGGAGUUCAGGUCUGGCUCCAGCAGAGUGCUCAUCACUACUGACUUACUGGCUCGAGGAAUUGAUGUGCAGCAGGUUUCCCUUGUCAUAAACUAUGACCUUCCUACAAACCGAGAGAAUUAUAUUCACCGAAUUGGUCGCGGUGGCCGUUUUGGCCGAAAAGGCGUGGCUAUUAACUUUGUGACCGAAGAGGACAAGCGUAUCCUUCGGGAUAUCGAGACGUUUUACAAUACGACAGUUGAUGAGAUGCCUUUGAACGUGGCUGACCUGAUUUGAACCAGUGGUUUGAGAAUUUAAUUUUUAGCGUGGUGCUAGCGGUCGUACACUUGCAUUGUGCUUACAUUAUUGUUCGAGGUAAACUUCUCUCAAUGCUAUGCCUGACUCAGACUUUGGAUAUUUGUAGGAUAAGGCGACAUCGAUGGUCUCUCGUGGACAGUUGUAGAUUCUAACCUUUUUAGAGUUUGUUGGUCAGAGCUACAAAAGCCUUGGCGGCAGGUAACAUGGUUCUCAUCAGUUUAUUUCAGUGUUCAACUAAGGUUUGUGUAGUAGAUGUGCUUCACCGUUUAGUGAUCUUCUUGUGGACAAAACGGUAUAAGUGCUGUAUUAAGUCUGCCAAUUAUGUUACGCUAACAUAUGUUCUGUGUAAUUGCAAUUCUGCACUAUUUGUUAUAGAUUUGACCCUCUAUAUUUUAUGCAAUGUGUUAAUUUAAGUGUACUCUAUUUUAUCACUUUGUCCAAGUCCUUGGUUUUCCCAUAUUUUGCUCACAUGCAGUAUACCUCUUAGUUUCCCAGAACUCAAAGUUUUGAGUGUGUAGCUAUUUUCCCUGAAACUAUGAAUGUAUUAAUAAAACCAAACUUGCUGUACUAAAUU